ACUAAAAUAAGGCUUAAUGGGCCUAGAUGAGACUAAACUUUGAAAUAGCUCCGCCGUUAAGCCGCCUUUCACCAAGUUCGCCAUUGCUAAUCGCCGUCGCGCUUCGAUGGCUCCUCCUCCAUGGCUACACCUCUACCUGAAGAGAAGCUCAACUAAAUCUCCUCUCAGCUCUCUUCUCUUCGUUCGCUCUUCUUCAUCGAGCUCUAACGAAUCCAUUUCCAGUCAAAACCGACCAAUCGCCGGGACAGAGAUACGCGGCGGUGGAAGAGGAGGAGAGGAAGUACAAUUCUACCGUGCUAGAUCUUUGACCUUAUCUAAUCUGAUCAAUUCUACCACUCAUCAUCAUCACACACACUCCUCUAUAGGUUUUAGAGGUUUAUCUAGUAGUACUAGUAGUGGAGGAUGCGAUGACGAAAUCGAAUCUGAAUGCGAUGACAACGAUGAAGAUGAUGAUCGUGCUAGUGAUGAAAUAGGUGUCAGUUGUAUUGUUGAUUCAAGUACCAAUCCUGAAGAAGUAGAGAGAGUCUGCAAAGUGAUCGAUGAGCUCUUUGCCUUAGAUAGAAACAUGGAAGCUGUUCUCGACGAAAUGAAUGUAUCUCUAUCUCACGAUCUGAUCGUUGAGGUUUUAGAACGGUUUAAACACGCUAGGAAGCCUGCGUUCAGAUUCUUCUGCUGGGCCGGAGAGAGGCCAGCAGGCUUUGCUCACGACUCCAGAACAUACAACUCAAUGAUGACUAUCUUAGCCAAGACUCGACAGUUCGAGACCAUGGUUUCUUUGCUAGAAGAGAUGGGCGCGAAAGAGUUAUUAACGAUGGAGACAUUCACUAUCGCGAUGAAAGCCUUUGCUGCUGCCAAAGAGAGGAAGAAAGCUGUUGGAAUCUUUGAGCUGAUGAAGAAGUACAAGUUCAAAAUCGGCGUGGAGACGAUUAAUUGUUUGUUGGAUAGUCUUGGUAGGGCGAAGCUUGGGAAAGAGGCUCAGGUUUUGUUUGAUAGGUUGAAGGAGAGGUUUACUCCGAAUCUGAUGACGUACACUGUUCUGCUUAAUGGUUGGUGUAGAGUUAAGAAUUUGAUGGAGGCGGCGAGGAUCUGGAACGGUAUGAUUGAUCAGGGGUUGAAACCUGACGUUGUGGCUCAUAAUGUUAUGCUUGAAGGUUUGCUGAGGAGUAGAAAAAAGUCUGAUGCGAUUAAACUGUUCCAUGUCAUGAAAGCUAAGGGGCCUUGUCCUAAUGUCCGUAGCUAUACUAUUAUGAUACGUGACUUCUGUAAACAGUCGAGCAUGGAAGCUGCUGUUGAGUAUUUUGAUGAUAUGGUUGAUUCCGGUUUGCAGCCCGAUGCUGCGGUUUACACGUGUCUGAUCACUGGUUUUGGGACGCAGAGGAAGCUGGAUACGGUUUACGAACUGCUCAAGGAGAUGCAAGAGAAGGGACAUCCUCCGGAUGGCAAAACGUAUAACGCUUUGAUUAAAUUGAUGGCGAGUAGGAAGAUGCCGGAACAAGCGGCAAGGAUCUACAACAAGAUGAUCCAGAACGGGAUCGAGCCGUCGAUACACACGUUCAACAUGAUGAUGAAAUCUUACUUCAUGGCGAGAAACUACGAGAUGGGGAGGGCGGUUUGGGAGGAGAUGGGCAAGAAAGGGAUUUGUCCUGACGACAACUCAUACACGGUUUUGAUCAGGGGACUUAUUGGUGAAGGGAAGUCGAGAGAGGCGUGUAGGUACUUGGAGGAGAUGCUUGACAAAGGAAUGAAGACUCCUUUGAUUGAUUAUAACAAGUUUGCUGCUGAUUUUCAUAGAGGAGGGCAGCCGGAUAUAUUUGAGGAAUUGGCACAGAGAGCUAAGUUCUCUGGUAAGUUUGCUGCUUCAGAGAUCUUUGCGAGGUGGGCUCAGAUGACUAGAAGGAGAUUCAAACAGAAAUUCACGGAAGAUUGAUGACUUAGGGAUCUUUCAGUUCACUUACUCGGAGAAGGCUUGUGCUCAUUAAUAAGUGGUUUUCACUUGAUCUCAUCUACCAAUUCUUGGUUUGAUCCAGAACUAUUAACUUCUGAUGAAGAACAUGACUUUGCACUGCUGGGACUUAUCUUACACACAUGGUUUGCUUUGUUAUCAUCAACACAAGGUGUAUACUUACAAAGGCCAAGCCUCAAAGAUGUCUCUGCUCUUUGUACUGUAACAUUUGUCUGAACGAGAGCUUAUAUAUUAGUGAUUUCACUGUAGCAUGUUACAUAUUUGAGUUUAUACAUUUUCAUUCAACCUUCAAAA
Messenger RNA from Brassica napus (rape), 2257 nucleotides. Its product is annotated as pentatricopeptide repeat-containing protein At3g62470, mitochondrial-like. Gene Ontology annotation, molecular function: protein binding. Bases 107 to 1927 code for a protein of 606 amino acids. The record is from RefSeq and is a predicted model, not a curated record. The transcript has a single exon. NCBI's taxonomy places the organism in Eukaryota, Viridiplantae, Streptophyta, Magnoliopsida, Brassicales, Brassicaceae.